AUGUGGUUAUCAGCUUUUGCGGUCAUGUUUCUGGAUUUUCAAUUUUGCUUCAGAAUAUUCAUUGUCUCGAAUUUGAAAUGGAGCCUAAAUUGUGCAGGAACAAAUGGAAGGCUAAUUUGGUGGAGGAUACGUACUUUUUGGGCUUUGUCCAUACCCAGCGUUAUGUUCAUUAUACAAAUUGUGAUCUUCUACUGCAUACGUCGCAAAAGGCAUUUUAAUAUAAAUAACAAUCAAGAUCAAAGAGUUACACAUAUCAAAUAUGAAAAAAAUGCAACAAAAAUUCCUCAUUAUGAAUGGUCGAUGUUAAUUCAGGCUGCAUGGCACUGUAGUGUAUUGGAAAUUCAAACCAUUGUUUUUAUAUUUCUCUUUCCAAUUGUCCGUAGUAUUUUCGGCAAAGAAGCUGAUAUACCAUCGAGAAUUUUCAUAAAUUGCUUCAUCAUCUUCAGUUGCUCCGUAUUGCCUACUAUUCAUUUUAUUUACUGUAAGCAAUCGCAUAACAUUAUAAAACAUCAUUUAUAUGGCUGGUUGAGAUUGAGAAUUGGAUUGUUAAAAAAUAAGGUUAACAUACUAAAACAUACGUAA
Molecule: messenger RNA, 582 nt
Organism: Brugia pahangi
Lineage: Eukaryota; Metazoa; Nematoda; Chromadorea; Rhabditida; Onchocercidae
Source: the annotation of a GenBank genome assembly